CAAUCAUUCUAACUUCCAUUACCGAAGAAAGAACAUUCAAAAUGUCCCGAUUCUCAAUAUUUGUGUUGUGCGCCAUUACUUUGCUGAUCCAGGCGGCAUUUAGCCAGCAGUGCGGUUGCAACCAAAUCUCUUACGGCAAGUCCGGAGCCGUUCUCAGUGGAAUCAGCUCGAGUUCGUCCAGCAGCUCUAGCAAGAGCGGGUCCAGCUAUGCCUCCUCCGCGUCGUACGGCGGCUCGGGCAUCGGACAGGUCGGCGUGUCCGGCGACAUCGGUGUGAGCGGCAGCACCGCCGUCGUCGGCUCCGUGCCCGUGCUCGGCUCGGUAACGUUCGGCGGCAAGGUGCCCGCGUCCGGCUCCGUCUCCAUUUCCGGACAGUGCGGAUGCGGUUGCAAAGCAUAAUAUUUGUUCUUGGACAGACAACGUGAUUAAUUGGCAUUUUUUUUGGUAAUAUAAGCAUGAAGCAGU
Molecule: messenger RNA, 464 nt
Organism: Cydia pomonella (codling moth)
Lineage: Eukaryota; Metazoa; Arthropoda; Insecta; Lepidoptera; Tortricidae
Product: chorion class CA protein ERA.1-like
Exons: 2
Coding region: 42-398 (118 amino acids)
Source: RefSeq, a predicted model, not a curated record